AUGCGCCAUAGCUUCUUUUCGCUGCUGCUUCUGGGCAGUAGCUGCAUCGCCGCAACACCCGAGAAGGAUAACUGCAAAUGUUUUCCUGGGGACUCUUGCUGGCCUACUGAGUCUGAAUGGGGCCGUCUCAAUAGUACCGUUGAUGGACGAUUGGUUGCUACUGUGCCAUUGGGUUCGCCAUGCCACGAUCCAACCUUCAAUGCUGAGGAGUGCGCGCACUUGCAAAGUGAGUGGCAUUAUUCGUCGAUCCAUUCCAAAUCAUCUUCUUCUAUAAUGGCCACUUUAUUUGCCAACCAGAGCUGUGAUCCCUUCCAGCCGAGAGAAAAGCCCUGUACGCUUGGCAAUUAUGUCCGCUACACCGUGAAUGCCACAUCUACCGAACAUGUUGCGGCUGCUAUCAAGUUCGCCCAGAAGAAAAACGUCCGCUUCGUGAUUCGAAAUACUGGCCAUGAUUAUCUGGGUCGUUCAAUUGGCGCAGGUGCGCUAGCUGUGUGGACUCACUACCUCAAGGGCACUGAAGUAGUUGACUGGGAUGACGACGAGUACAAAGGCAAAGCUCUAAAAGUUGGAGCUGGUGUUCAGGGUUUCGAGGCACUUGCAGCUGCUCAUGCGGAGGAUCUAGUCGUUGUCACUGGCGAGUGCCCUUCCGUCGGUCUCGCGGGAGGCUAUACCCAAGGAGGUGGCCACUCAGCACUGAGCACCAAAUUUGGUCUUGCAGCGGAUAACGCACUCGAGUUCGAAGUUGUGACUGCCAAUGGAAAACUUGUUAAGGCUAAUCGAAGCCAUAAUAAGGACUUGUACUGGGCCUUGAGCGGUGGCGGAACUGGCAACUAUGGUGUUGUCGUCUCAGCUACUGUCAGAGCUCAUCCAGAGGCCAAAGUCAGUGGUGCCAAGUUUCUUAUCACAGCACCUGAAGGAAAACCAGAGUUGAUAUACGACGCUAUCGACGCUUAUCACGCUGCGCUUCCAAAGAUUGUUGACUCUGGUAUUAUGAUCAUCUAUUUCUUCUCCGACUCGUUUCUACAAAUCCCUGCCAUCACCGCCUACAACAAGACUGAGGCAGAAGUCAAGAAGAUCCUCCAGCCUCUUGCCGAUUCUUUGACUGGUCUUGGUCUCAAGUUCGAACCAACGUUUACUCAAUAUGCAAGCUACUACCAGCAUUACGACCACUACUGGGGGCCUCUUCCUGCGGGUAACAUUCAAGUCGGCACACAGCUCUUCGGAGGACGUUUACUACCCCGGGAUAAACUCAAAGACUUUUCGCCAACUGCGCGCAAGCUCGCCGAGAUGGGAGUCAUAUACAUCGGCGUUGGACUCAACGUAUCCAAAUUUGGAAGCAAGAAUGCGAACGCGGUGUUACCCCAGUGGCGAAGCUCUAUAGUCCAAGUAUCUCUCACCCUUCCAUGGGACAACGAAGCACCUUGGGAAGAGAUGUUGGCAAGGCAGAGAAGAAUCACGGAUGAGAUUCAGCCUGUGAUCGAGGCUGCGACACCAGGUGGCGGAGCUUACAUCAACGAGGCGGACUUCCAGCAACCAAACUGGCAGGAGACUUUCUAUGGUGCGAACUAUGACAAGCUACUGAAUAUCAAGAAGAAGUACGACCCCAAGGGCUUUUUCUACGCCACUGUGGCUGUUGGUAGUGAGGCUUGGACUGUUGCGGGUGAUGGACGCAUGUGCAGGGCGAAAUCCUGA
This is a messenger RNA of Fusarium sp. VM40, 1692 nucleotides long. The record is from the annotation of a GenBank genome assembly. NCBI's taxonomy places the organism in Eukaryota, Fungi, Ascomycota, Sordariomycetes, Hypocreales, Nectriaceae.